AAUCAAUCUAAAUUAGUUACACCUUAAUUGGAUUUAAUUCGUAACUUUCGAUACAAUGUUAAUGAUUCGAGAGGUCACAACAACACUACCACCAGCAACUACAUUUUAUGACCAACUCAUGCAUGUACUCUGGUUAUUAAAUCGAAAAAAUGAAACUAAAGUUAGUAGACUCGUAACUAUAACGUGACACGCUAUGACGAAACCACAUAGAUCUCUAAAUAGAUAAUGCAACGGUUGAAGUAAUUCUCUAUGUUUAAAUUAUAAAAACGCAAUAGUAAUUAACGGAGCAAAACAAACAAUUAAUAAUGUCAAACUAACGACUACUGCCGCCAUCAUUUAUUUAAAACAUUAACAUAAUGAAAAACAAAAAGCUAUUGUUGAUCCAACAUUGUAAAAAACGAGCCAAAGUAAUUUCAAUUUAAUCAAACAAAAACCCGCUUAUCAUUUACGAUACCAAAGCUCUCGAUACAAAUCUAAUUUAAAAUAAAUUACAGAGUAGCAAAGUUAAGUUCGGUAAGUAACGAUAAAGCUAAGACUGACAAUAAUUACGAACGUGAGACAGGACGACAAAUAACUGGAAAAUGUAUAAUUUUGCCAUCGAAAGCUAGCGAUGGAGGCGGUGCAAGGUCGAUCUAUCAAAUGAUAGACGCAAUCAAACGAUUAGACCGCAAACAUUUGCUUUGGAAAAUUAGGUUACAAGCACCAAUUUGAUGUCCACUGAAGCGGUUUCAUUGUGGUCGCACGUGCCGCAGCGGUACAUUGCUAACAGCAACAGGAGACUCUGCAGACAAUGCUGGUCUACCCGAGCAGGGAAUUCGGAAUGCGUCCUCGGAAAUCACCAAAGGACAUAAUAUUUAGAAAGCAGAACUAUUGGGCUCAAGGUAAAGAACCAACGCCUUGGUAUGUGUGGGAUUCAAAAUUACCGGCCAACAGGAGCAAGAGCGAAGAAAGGCCACCUCUAAGAACUGCACAAAGAUUGGAGGAUGAGCCCAGCAGUUUUAGCAACGACCUUAGAGAUUAUCUCAUGACAUCCACGCUCCACGGACUCCGAUACAUUGGGGAACGAAAACUGACUUGGUUUGAAAGAUUCUUCUGGCUAACAGCAUUUGGCUGUUCUUUAGUAAGUGCAGGAUUUUUCAUAUUAAACAUAUACGCGAAGUGGCGCUCGUCUCCGAUGAUAGUCAGCAUCAACCCGGAGAACAUGCCUCUCAGCAACCUGCCGUUCCCCGCCCUCACAGUCUGUAACGUCAACCAGGCGAAGAAGACCGUCGCUGAAAGAUAUUGGGCGUAUGGGAAUCCUGUCGACAAGAAGCUGCUUCAGAGUUUGUGCACCACGAAGGACGAUUCUGAAAUAUUCGAGGAUGGAAUAGCGGGCAGGGCUGACUGGGACCAUACCAGAUCGUUUCUAAUAAAUGUGACUCAACCGUGCAGUGAAAUGCUGGCGCAGUGUAUCUGGGACUCCUCUGUUAUGAACUGCGAGGACUUGUUCAACGCUCAACUGACGGACGAGGGACUCUGCUGCACCUUCAACGUGGUACACCGAAAUAAAAUGUUUAGGAACCCUCGUUCUCUGAAUGAUCUGAACAUAACAUUUCCAUCACCAGCCGUAGACUGGACACCCGAGGACGGAUACCCGGCUGAUGCUCCACCUGAUGGCUUUCCUUGGAGACCCAAAGGAAUUGGCACCCACCAUGGUCUCUCCCUGGUAUUGGACGCUAAUCUCGCGGAAUAUUAUUGCGCUUCUACGAAAAGUGCUGGCUUCAAGAUUCUUCUCCAUAAUCCUACCGAAACACCUAAAAUAAGAAAUCUAGGAGGUAUAUACGGUCCGGGUAGAGAGGCGAGAAUUGCGAUUUGGCCAAGGAUAUCAGAUGCACAACCCUCUCUUAGAUCUAUCGAUAUUAAAAAAAGGCUUUGUUUGUUCUCAAAUGAAAAGGAAUUGGUAUUUUUCAGAACUUACACUUUGAAGAACUGUGAAAUGGAGUGUGAAGCGCAAGCUAUGUUGGACGUAUGCAAAUGUGUCUACUAUUAUAUGCCCAAAAACAAAUCCACUCGUAUUUGUGGCAAGGCAGAUGCGAAAUGUUAUACAAACAUGAGCCUCAUCAUGCCUGAAGGACGCGACAUCACAUGCAUGGAGUGUCUGCCAGCAUGCACGGAGAUCGCCUACAUGGAGAAACUGAGUGACGCGCCGCUGAAAGAGAUGCUCGUGGCACAGCUUGCCAAGACCCUCGGCAACAGGACUCCUGAAUACUUCACGGAAAACAUGCUGGUUGUGCACUUUUAUUUUGAAGAGAACACAUUCAUGAGAUUCACUAAAGGAGAAAUAUUUGGACUCACUGAAUUCUUAUCCAACACGGGCGGCUUGCUGGGGCUGUGCAUGGGGUUCAGCAUGAUGAGCGCAGUGGAGCUGCUGUACUACCUCACGCUGCGCGCGCUCUGCAUGAUGCGCCGCCGCCCGCACACACAGCCAUUCGUUAAAUAAACUUUGAAUAACAA
Spodoptera frugiperda (fall armyworm) is the source of this 2493-nucleotide messenger RNA. Its product is annotated as pickpocket protein 28-like. Gene Ontology annotation, biological process: sodium ion transmembrane transport. The record is from RefSeq and is a predicted model, not a curated record. Gene Ontology annotation, cellular component: membrane. Gene Ontology annotation, molecular function: ligand-gated sodium channel activity. Bases 791 to 2479 code for a protein of 562 amino acids. The transcript has 14 exons. Lineage: Eukaryota; Metazoa; Arthropoda; Insecta; Lepidoptera; Noctuidae.